Molecule: messenger RNA, 2550 nt
Organism: Acanthamoeba castellanii str. Neff
Lineage: Eukaryota; Discosea; Longamoebia; Acanthamoebidae
Exons: 16
Coding region: 1-2550 (849 amino acids)
Biological process (GO): maturation of SSU-rRNA
Cellular component (GO): nucleolus
Molecular function (GO): RNA binding
Source: RefSeq, a predicted model, not a curated record
AUGGAGGGUUCGAGCUUGUUCUUGCUUCAGACGAACCCGAAUCACCCCGUGGUGGGCGUGUCUCCCUCGGUCAUCAAUGCCUCACAGAUCCUCGUCACCAUUCAGAACUCCGGGGUGCAGCUGCAUGAGGCCUUCGAUCAAAAGGUGAUUUACAGCUGGCCCCAGAAGACCGGCAGCCGAUGGACUUUGCCGGCGAUGGAGAUUCAUCAGGCCACCAAAGCCCCCGAGCCGCGCUACAUGGGGGUCAUGGACCACAACUUCGUCUGCACCUGGACGCAGCGCGAUCCCUCCAUCGAUACCCACAAGAAAGGCUUCAAGAGCAAGGUGGUCGCCGUAUUGACCGAUAAGAUGAUCCACGAGGCCGUCAUCUUGGUCCACGAGGACGGUGCCCUGCGCCUCUGCAGCCACGAUCUCGAGAAGAUCUCACCCACGCUGCUUCCCCCCGGGGCCAAGGCGCCCAGCGCCAAGGUGGUGUGGACCCGCGCCUUCGGCCUGCAGCAGAGCGGCGUCACCUUCGUCCUCGUUCUCGUCGCAGCGCCCGCCCAGGCCGCCGAGCUGACCUACGUGCUUCACGUCUACACGCUCAACCCGCCGCCCACGCAUCCCUCGCAAAAGAAGAGGAAGAUGGCUGAGGACCAGAAGGGAGUGUCGGCUAUCGAGCAGGAGAUCACCUGGAACGUCUCGCACGAGAUCAAGCGGUUCGCCACCAACGCGAAGCCCGGCGUCGCGACGUGUUCGUUCGAUUUCGCCAACCUCACCAACUACAUCCUCUGGUCGGACGGCAACGCCGAGGUGUUCCGUUUCUCCAACCUGCACCACCUGCUGGGCAAGCAGGAGUACGACCAGCCGCCGUUCCUGCAGUCGUCGACCAAGCUCAACGCCUUCCAGAUCACCCAGCUGGGCCAGCAAAACAAGACCAAGCAGGUCGCCGGGCGGCUCGAUCGGGAGAUCACCGGCGUCGCCUCGGCCCCGUUCCAGUCCUUCGUCGCCCUCUCCGGCAAGCGCAAGGACACCGGCCAACCGUGGCUCACUCUGUGGGACCCCAUCCACGGCAACCUCCACGGAGCUCGCGAGGUCAACUUCGAGCAGUCGGAGGACAUCAUCAUCAACCCGGUCGCCCCCGACGAGCGCGUGGUGCAGCUCGCGGUCUCGACCGACGCGUCGUACGUGGUCGUGGCGCUCGAGAAUCACGUCGCGAUCUGCCCGCUCUACUGCCCGCAGCCGGCGCUCGGCAUGCUGCUCAACAAGAUGAAGUCCACGCUCUCCUUUGCCGAAGAGGACGCACUGCCUUCGUUCUCGUCGCCCAUUCUGCUGGACGUCGUCACGUCGCAGGUGAGCGCCAACGCGCAGCAGCCCGUUUCCGGCGCCAAGAGCGCCAAGCCGACCGACGAGGCGGCCGCGAGUGCGGGCAAGCAGGAGGACCUGAUCUUUGAGAUUAAGGAGGCGCUCGACGUCGAUCGCGAGAGCGAGGAGAUCGAGGAGAAGAAGAUCGAGCAGACGCGCGAGGUCUUCCUCGACGACGGCACGUGGGACAGCUUCAUUGACGAGAACGAGCGCGAGCGGGAGGCCAUCGCCGCGCUGCUCGCCGCGACCAACAAGAAGGACGGCUCGGUCAUCUUCCGCAAGUUCCUCGAGGAGCUGCCCGCCGUGCGAUUCCCGCAGCCGUCCCGCCGCCAGCGGAAGGGGAAGGCGGGGGUGGAGCAGCAGAAGAAGAAGAAGCGAAUGCCGAAGCGUUACAAGCUGCUGUCGCACCGCUUCGUCAGCCAGGUCGGGGAGAAGUGCCUUCGCUUGGGUAUGUGGGCCGAGCUGGAGCACCUGCUCAAGCUGGGCCAGCUCUCCACGCACGAACUCCCCGACCUGAUCCCCUCCCUCCUGGCCAACAACCAAUUCGGUACGCUGCGCACGUUGAUUCGUACGUCGAGCGAUCUGCCGACGGGAGCCGUGGUCUCGCUCCUCGACUACUUUACGCGACCGCGCGCCAACAACCAGCCGCUGGCCCAGUACCUCAUGAACGAGCUGGCCAGGCAGAAGAAGUCGGAGACUCCUGAGGUCUCGCCGCCGACGAUCACCGAACAGGAGGCCGUCGACGUCAUGAGCAAGCGGUUCCUAAACGUGCUGGUGGCGAGGAGGGAAAACUUUGCGUUCCUGCUGCAGUACAUGAAGUCAUUCCCCCUGGAACAGAUCACGUAUCUCCUCAACUACUUGACUGAGUGGCUCGAGGCGCACUGCGCCCACGAUUCUGCGGUGUGGAAGAAGCAAACGAACGUUGUCGCUAACUGGGCCGUCCCGCCCCUCCCAGUGGUGAUUGAGUGGCUGGGCUUGCUGUUGGACAGCCGCUUCUCGGAGCUGGUGCUGCUGGACGACAGCCACCCGAUCAUCCAGCGCGUGCGCAUCGCCCAGGAGCUGGGCCGCUUCGAGGCCUACCUGGGCGACUAUCGGAGGACCCUGCAGCGCUGGGCCCAGGUGCUCAAGAGCCAGUCUGCGUCGACCAUCAACAGUAAGCACGCCAAGACCGGCGACACCUACAUUGUCGAGGUCCUCUACAUCUGA